AUGUUAGAAGAGAAGCCAAGAAAAGAAGGAGGAGAAGAAGAAGAAGAAGAACCUAAUAGAGCCGAUUGUGAAGAUGGUGCUGAAGAAGAACCUAAAAUGCCAGAUGGGGAAGAUGGUGAUGGAGCAUCUCAGAAUGAUGAAGAAGAUAAUUCUAUUCGACCAGACACAGAAGCCUAUUAUGGUGGAGAUGAUGAAUGCACAGCUGAUGAAGAUACUCAGAAAUCUUAUGGAGUUGGGUUAGAUACAGUGGGAGGUGAAGAGAAUGUUGAGGAAACUAAGGAUGUUGAAGAUACACAAAUUACAGAAGUUCUUACAGAUGUUAUUGGGGAUGAUGAAGAUACCCUAGUUCUAGACAUUGGCCAAGAAUCAGCAAAAAGAGAGGUUCCAUCUCCAUCUCCUAGUUCCAGGUAUCUUCAUCUCCAAGCUCUAGACAUUGGCGAAGAAUCAGCAAAAACACAGGUUGCAUGUCCUCCAUCUCCUAGUUCCAGAAAUCUUCAUCUCCAAGCUCUAGACAUUGGCGAAAAAUCAGCAAAAACACAGGUUGCAUCUCCUCCAUCUGCUAGUUCUAGACAUCUUCAUCUCCAAGCUCUAGAAAUUGGCGAAGAAUCAGUUGCAUCUCCAUCUCCUAGUUCUAGACAUCUUCAUCUCCAAGUUCUAGACAUUGACAAAGAAUCACCAAAAACACAGGUUGCAUCUCCUCCAUCUGCUCUAGUUUUAUGUACUCCGAAUUUCAAUCUGGUUUCUGAAGAAAGCAUCGAAAAUAAGGAAGAUAAGGGAGUUGCUGAUGGAAUAUCAGAUUUCCAGUGUUUGCAGAAAAAGAAGAAAAGAGUUGAAGAAGCAAGUACAGAGGGGGUGGAAACAAAUGCGCCAAUUGCUAAGAAGAAGAAGCUGAGACGAAAUGAAGAGCAUCCUUUUGAACCAAGAAGAAGUGGGAGAGAACAGAUACCUUCGAUUCAUACUCAGCCACCUUUCACGGCAGAAAGGAAAAAGCAUCCAAUCUUUCAUCCUUUUUCAAAAGUUCAAACGAUUCGAUUGGAAAAGUUUGAUCAAUGGAAGAAACUAAAAAAAGCCAAGUUGCCUUUAGUCACUGGAGUUACAGUUGAUAAAUCUUGGUUUGAAGAUCUGGAGAAGCCAGGGAUGAAGAUUUCGAGCCAUCAUAUGGAAGCAGGUGUACAACUGCUUAGACUGAGAAAGGAAAACAAUCCAGAACUGUUCUUGAACAGGAGAGCCAUAAUUCUUGGAGUGAAGUUUCUCAAAGAUAUUGAUGACUCCUACUUUGAAUUCGUUUCUGACAAAGAAGGUUAUCAAUUUGAGACCGAGAUGGAUGGAUUGGAUGAAUUCAUCAGCGGUGGAAUACUCUAUGCUCUUAGGAAAGUUCGUAAAUAUCUUUGGAUUGGAUUGCUUUUCGAUUUGGAGAAGAGAAAGCUCCAUGUUCUGAACUGUGCGGCUGCUACUUUCAGCAAGGAAAUGCUACAGCCCUAUGUGGAUGCCUAUGCAGCUGUCAUUCCUUACAUCAUCUGGAAGAUCAGCAAAGACAGCACAAUAGAUGUCAGGCCCUUCAAAAUUGAAAUUGACUCUAAAGAUUUGCCACAGGUCUUUUGGAGCAUUCUGGAGCAUAUGGGACAUGAGGAGCAUGGAGGGACUUGGCACAUGGAAGCAGCUCAACUGGAUACGCAAAGGAAGAAGGGAGAAGCCAUCUUGAAGACCAGCUCGACCGUCCACUCGACCAACCGGUCGAGUUCCUCAACUCGACCGGCCAAGCUUCAACUCGAUCGAGCUGGGGAGUCAAAGUCAAACCCGAAAAAUGUUGCUUCCCCCUUGACUUUCCUUUGA
Messenger RNA from Microthlaspi erraticum, 1833 nucleotides. The record is from the annotation of a GenBank genome assembly. Lineage: Eukaryota; Viridiplantae; Streptophyta; Magnoliopsida; Brassicales; Brassicaceae.